This is a messenger RNA of Bactrocera latifrons, 472 nucleotides long. RefSeq lists its product as uncharacterized. The transcript is spliced from 2 exons. The coding region runs from base 16 to 405 and encodes 129 amino acids. Lineage: Eukaryota; Metazoa; Arthropoda; Insecta; Diptera; Tephritidae. The record is from RefSeq and is a predicted model, not a curated record.
UUGACGGCCUCCCGGAUGGCAUUCUUCGGUAUAACCAUGAGAGCCGAAAAGCAUGCUGCUUGGAUCCUCUCUGUUGUCUCAAAGUGCUUGCAUUUCAUCGGCCUUUUCAGGCAAAUAAACAAAAAAGUCCUGGGGCCACAUCUGGGCUAUAGGGCGGCUGUGGAAGCAUUGAGAUGCCGGCAUUGGUUAGGUAGCUCUUCACAGGAAAGGCGGAGUGAGUGGAGCAACUUCGAAAUGGCUGUAAAACCGGUCCGCGCGGAACCGAUUGACCCUUCCUUUGAGUCUCUUUACGACUUCCACGUAAAAUUUGGCGUUGAAGAUGUGCUCAUUCUUCCAGUCUUCAUCAGCGACCUCUUCCCGGCUCUCCAAAAACGCCUAGUGCCACCGAAAGCAAUAUCUAGGUAAGCCUGUUUUAUCAUAUUAACGUCUCUGUCGCAGUUUUACCGAGAACGAACUCUGCAUUUUCGGCUCG